Molecule: messenger RNA, 1579 nt
Organism: Prunus persica (peach)
Lineage: Eukaryota; Viridiplantae; Streptophyta; Magnoliopsida; Rosales; Rosaceae
Product: transcription factor bHLH85
Exons: 5
Coding region: 6-1097 (363 amino acids)
Biological process (GO): regulation of transcription by RNA polymerase II
Cellular component (GO): nucleus
Molecular function (GO): DNA-binding transcription factor activity, RNA polymerase II-specific; protein dimerization activity; RNA polymerase II cis-regulatory region sequence-specific DNA binding
Source: RefSeq, a predicted model, not a curated record
CUGAUAUGGAAUCUGUAGUGGCCAUGGAAGAUGCUGGAUGGAGCUCAAAUGGUGGAAUGUACACCUCUGAUGAGGAGGCAGAUUUCAUGUCUCAGUUGCUUGCUAACUGUUCUGUCACAAAUGAGAUGAAUGAGGCUUCAAGCUCUUCAAUCCCAUUUGCAAUUUGUCCAAGCCAUGGAUAUUCAACAACUAACAGGGAAGACAUUGAUCAAGGAUCGCAUUAUUAUUCAGAUUUUGCUAAUCUCUAUUUUUCAAAUGGGAUUGAUACUUAUGGUACUGCCAAUAAUGGAAACUACUACACCAGUGACUCUCACCAAAUUAUGCCAACAAAUUACCAUAACUCCGAGACGUCUCGAUGUCUUUGGGAUGCCAAUGGUGUCAACUUGUUCCUCAGUCAAGGUGAACAAUUCGGCAUGGAUCAUCACCAAGAAUUGAGAAAUGGCAAUGUGGAAGAGCACUCUAACACAAACCAGACAGGAGCUGCUUUUUCUGAAAAUCUUCUGCAGCUUAAAAGGGAAUCUCAGCAUGAGAUGAGAAUAAGGGAACCGGAGAUGGAAAUUGAAGUUAUGGUGCCUGAGAAUUCCAAGAAAAGGCCUUGCAGUUCAGUAGAAGUUCAAAAGAAGAAGAGGAAUGUGAAGUCGAAGAAGGGUCAGAAGCCGGUCUUAACUGGAGACAUUGAAGAUAAUGAUGCUAGCACCAAAGGGCAGAGCUCAAGCAGUACUAGCUGCUCAGGGGAUGAGGACUCCAAUGCUUCUCAUCAGGAUCUGAGUGGAGGCGUGAGCCCUUCAAGCUUUAGUCCAAAAGGGCUUGAAGAUCUGAACUUGAAUUGCAAAAAAAAGGCCAGUAGGGGAUCAGCAACUGAUUCCCAAAGCAUAUAUGCAAGGAAAAGAAGAGAAAAAAUAAACGAGAGGCUGAGAAUUUUGCAGAACCUUGUACCUAAUGGCACAAAGGUUGAUAUCAGCACCAUGCUUGAGGAGGCUGUCCAGUAUGUGAAGUUCUUACAGCUUCAGAUCAAGCUCUCAAGCUCUGAUGAUAUGUGGAUGUAUGCUCCUAUCGUUCACAAUGGAAUAAACAUCGGAAUUGACUUGAACACUUGAAGCUAAUCAAUCGGAGACGGUCAUAGAAUGUAGUAGGAGGUGGACCUGCUGUUAUAACAGAACAGAGUCUGUGGACUAUGCAUGGUUAACUGAGGGCAUUGUUUGAAAUAAAGGCACACAAAGUGCUCAAACAGCAACUUGUUAGAAUAAAACCAAAUUGAAAAUGUGAUUAGUACCAAAACAUAAAUAAACUAGUAUAUAUCUGUAAUUGUAUUAAUACACAAUACAUUCAAAAUUAGACUACUGUUAAGGAUUGUAAUCUGUAAGAGUCCCUGUUUUUCACAUUUGAUGUGAGCAGGAAAAAAGAAAAGGGAAGAUCCAUGCUUGAAUUAAUUUUCUCUUGCAAUAAUAGCCUUGCUCUGACAGUAACAAAGUUUUAUGUAUGUGCCAGAAAUGAAUGCCUUACUGUGAUGAGCUUCAUGAUUUACUUGUACUGUUUUUAUUUACAUGAACAAUACAUUUAUUUGUCAAAGGGAAAAAUA